UCACGUCAAUGUGGAAAAUCUAGAAGAGAAACUGGGCAACCAAAAUAUCAGUUUCUCAGUAUUCGGUUUAACGCAAGGGCCUUCUUCAAGCCUCCGCAAGCUUUUAGGAAUCAACCGCAUAUGUGAAAUGAAAUUGAUCCAUGCUCGAUCCUUGGAUAUUUUGGAUUACAUGUGUGAAGUGAUAAAAGAUCUAGACACUCAAGACAUGAUAGAAGGCCUUGUCUAUAGAGCACUAUUCCUUGCUGUACAAACUGGGAUUAUUGAGUUCGUUAUUCGUUUAGGGAUGCUAUCUCCAACAGAAAAACUUGAUCGUAUUUCAGGUGCAGCCUUGCAAAUGCAGAGAGAAAGACAAUGGUUCAAGGAGGUGAAAAGUCUUGUAGUUUUACCCUCGGGAGUGGGAGCUUUCAAUAAACAGGGUAUGAGACCCCAUGAACUAUUUACCCAGAACCAUAAUAAAUUGAAGGAAGAAGGAGAAAAGUGGAUGAAAGAUACAGCAACCUCUUGUACAGUUGUAGGUGCUCUCACUAUUACCAUCAUGUUUGCUGCAGCCUUCACGGUGCCUGGCGGAAACAAUGGAGGAACAGGCUUUCCCUUGUUCUUAGAUGAAAAGAUGUUUAUGUUUUUUAUAGUUUCAGAUGCUAUAUCGCUCUUUUCUUCCACAACUUCAGUGUUAAUGUUUUUGGGAAUCCUUACAUCACGAUAUGCAGAAGACGAUUUCCUAAAAUCCUUACCCACAAAGAUGAUAAUCGGCCUUUCAACACUCUUGAUCUCCAUCGCUUCCAUGAUGGUUGCCUUUUGUUCUGCUCUUUUCCUUAUGCUUCGUGAAAGACUAUGGAUUGUCAUUCCAAUCAUUUUCCUUGCCAGCGUUCCAGUCACCUUAUUUAUUUGGAUGCAAUUUCCCCUUCUUGUUGAGAUUUUCAUUUCUACAUAUGGAGGAGGGAUAUUUGACAAGAAAGUGAGACGGUGGAUAUAA
Molecule: messenger RNA, 973 nt
Organism: Prunus mume (Japanese apricot)
Lineage: Eukaryota; Viridiplantae; Streptophyta; Magnoliopsida; Rosales; Rosaceae
Source: RefSeq, a predicted model, not a curated record